This is a messenger RNA of Bufo bufo (common toad), 936 nucleotides long. RefSeq names its product zinc finger SWIM-type containing 7 (gene ZSWIM7). Bases 159 to 602 code for a protein of 147 amino acids. The record is from RefSeq and is a predicted model, not a curated record. Gene Ontology annotation, cellular component: Shu complex. Gene Ontology annotation, molecular function: zinc ion binding. Lineage: Eukaryota; Metazoa; Chordata; Amphibia; Anura; Bufonidae. The transcript has 6 exons. Gene Ontology annotation, biological process: double-strand break repair via homologous recombination.
GUACAAUGAGGGAAGUACUGGAAGAACCAGGGUACGUCUCUUCCUUUGAAUGGACUCUAAUGCCCCCUGCAGGUGAGAUCACGAAGUGGGUUAGUCACCUUGUUUUUGCCUGGUUCUUGACAUGGACCACCGUGUGCCACCAUAAUCUGUGAGCUCUGAUGGUCCUUGGGACCCCAAGUUCCAAAAACAUGGACCUUACAUUGCCAUCAGUAGCAGAAGAGCUUCUGCGAGAAAUAAAGUGCAGUUACUGCGAGACCUCACAAAUUUCUGAUGAACAUUUACUGGGAUUGAAGUUUAUUUUUGGGCCCACAGCUCUUUAUGCCUUGGAUUUAGUUGAUCAGCGUUCCGUAACACAUGUCACAAGUCCCAGUGGGAGAAGCACUUUCCAGGUUACUGGAAGUUCAGGCAAGGUCUACACCUGCUACAAGGCCUGUCACUACUGUUCCUGCCCUGCCUUCUCUUUCUCUGUACUCAGAAGAAAUGACAGCUUGAUGUGCAAACAUAUUCUUGCGGUCUACCUAAGUCAAGCCAUAGGGUGCUGCCAAGAUCUGUCUGUGUCUGAUAAGCAGAUGAGCGAAAUUCUGCUGGCCAAAGAAGACUAAUUCCACAGGAUGAACUACAGGGAAGAGUGGAGCUGCUGUGGGAUUUGGAAACCCAGGACUGUUAACCAAAAAAAUAUUUUAUGUAAGAUUCCUUGCUGGAAGACAUGUCUCCAAAAAAUGUUAACUCCUUCUAGCCUUCAAUCAUGUGAGAUGUUUUUUCAAGGUUUGUGUUCUCUUUUUAUACAAAAGUUGUGAAACGAGAGCCAAUUCCAUAUAUUUUUAAGGAAUAGAGUUAAGAGUUUUCCAACAUUUUAAUACUGAUGAUCUAUCCUCCGGAUAGGUCAUCGGUAUCUGAUCGGUGGGGGUCUGACACCCGGGACCCCCACCAAUCAGG